AGUAACGCAUUAGUUGUCAGCAAUAAUGCUGAGUCAGGGGGAAAACUUACUAGAUUCAGAUUUUACUAGAAAACACUUACCACUUGAAAGUGAGCACCCUCCACCGGGGACUGCGGCGUUGGCGAGAACAAAUCCCGCAAUUAAUCCGAAUGUUAGCAAAUAUAGUUUCAUGAUGAUUCAACACUAUUGACAACAAAGGAUAUGAAUGAAAAUGGCGAUUACGAAAUAGACAAAGUUUACAGAAUUAUUAUCACUAUCGUGGCAAGUACCAACCAUGGAUUUUGUGGAUCUUCUUUAUCCGACAAAAACCUUAGCGUUUGCGAAAAUUUUAAGCAAUUUUAUAUGGCUAACCAAUCGAUAUUAUUUUUAAGCACCACGAGCAGCUGAUAGUUCAGUACGAAGGGAUCACAAUCUACGUCUUUUGUAAGUUGGAUUGGUCAGACAGCGAUGGAGAGAGAGCCAUUCUUUUGUUUAUUCUCGCGCCGAGAGAGAGGACUUUUGAGAGCGAGAUUUUUUUAGAACUAAACGUAGGGUGGUUCUUUCAGUAGCAAAUGAAGUAAAUUCAAUUGCAGUUACGAGUAACGGAAGGCUAAAAGGGAAUAACGCGCACACAAGGCUAAACACUGAAACUUCUGAAUUACAGAAGGAUAAAUGCGUGAAAGGCAUCUAACUUUCAUGAAGCUAAGUUUUUCAAUUUAAACGAUGAGGCAAAGUUACAUAAUUGAAAACAUUGAACCGAAUCCGCUUAGAUGUUCGCAAACCGCCAAACGCUCCAUUGGUAAUUUUUGGUGGCACAAAACCAAGCGUUGUUUAUUUUACAAAAAAUUCAUUCGUUAGAUGUAGAAUUUUGUGUUAUCCUUCAAAGAUAUUCACUAUUGGGUCACUUGGACAUUAAAGGGUUAGACUUUUUGAAAAUUUGCAGACGAAUGAAUCCGGAAUUUGCAUCAAUUAAACGACAUCUACUAGUGCAGAUGUUUGAAAAGUAUGUUAUGGGUGUGAUAGUAAUAUUCAACAGUUGUAACUGAAAAUUGAAUGGUUUAUAAAUAAAAUGACCGAGCAUACAUGAAAUUCACGUGUAUAUGUUUGACUACAAACGCUACAAACAUCUAACAGCUAACGAAAACUGUCUAUAAGAUUGAUUGGCGCAGUCGCGUACUACCAGAUCUUGCGUCGCGUCGCAUCAUCCAGUCAAAAUUUGUUCGAAUAAACGUGCUAAGCAUAAUGUCCUUGAAUGGUGGCAUUCGAAGAGUAAUCGUAGAUGUCGACGUCGGAACUGAUGAUGCUUGGGCUCUACUGUUGUUGCUAAAGUGCGAGAAGAAGUUCAAUCUGAAAGUUGAAGCCAUCACCUGUACUCAUGGUAAUACGGACGUGCGCAAUGCAGCGCGUAAUGUGUUGAGGAUUUUAACGGCAAUCGGUAGAACGGAUGUUCCGGUCUAUAGAGGAGCCAGUGAGCCGCUGGUUACACCGGUUCCCAUUCGAGAGGAGCACUUUCAUGGAUUGGAUGGAUUUGGCGAUCUCGGAUUUGAUGAGAAACCGGAUGAAAGUUUGAUACAGCCCGAGCAUGCGGUGAACAUAUUGUUUAGUAGGAUUGAUGCGUCGCCAAGGGAGAUCUCAUUGAUUUUUGUUGGUCCGUUAACGAACCUGGCAUUGUGUUUGAAAAUGUAUCCAGAAGUGCGGAAGAAAAUUCGUGAUCUCUACAUAAUGGGUGGCAACCGGCAUGGGGUUGGCAACACGACUAGAGCAGCCGAGUUCAAUUUUUGGGCUGACCCCGAAGCAGCGCACAUUGUGUUCAACAAUGUGCAAUGCCCUAUUACGUUGUUACCGUGGGAAACGUGCGUAUCGGAGCACCAGGGGCUUGAUAUGCGGUGGCGAUUGGAUGUUUUAGGAAACAGCAGCAACCGAGCUGUUCAGAUGCUGAACCAAGUGGAAGCCAAAUGUUAUCGGGAUUGGACGAUGUGGAUGCCAUGUGAUGCCUUUUUGGCGGCCGUUUUUGUGAAACCAAAUAUCGUACGCCAUUCGGAAAACUUUCACGUCGAUAUCGAACUGAGUGGCAAAUUGACCAGGGGUCAAGUUGUUCUGGAUCAUUUGAAAGCUAGUAGAGAAAACACUCGCAUUGUGGAUAAGCUGGACAGUGAGCAGUUCAGACAACUUAUGCUGUACGCUGCUGAUCAUGAUGUUGAACAGUCACUGUAG
Molecule: messenger RNA, 2193 nt
Organism: Wyeomyia smithii (pitcher-plant mosquito)
Lineage: Eukaryota; Metazoa; Arthropoda; Insecta; Diptera; Culicidae
Product: nucleoside hydrolase-like
Exons: 2
Coding region: 1222-2193 (323 amino acids)
Molecular function (GO): hydrolase activity, hydrolyzing N-glycosyl compounds
Source: RefSeq, a predicted model, not a curated record